AAGCAGCCGGCACGUCACACUCCCCUCCGUAACCCCAAGUUCCGCUCAAACUAGCUGUGGAUGACACUUAUUCACAAUGCUCAAAGCAUUAGGAGAUCCUUAUGUUGUCGCUAAAUUCCAACAGACGUUUGGUCUAAGGAGGGUGGACGAAAAAGAUGACCUCUCCAAGAUGCGUGAUCAGAACGACUCCUCGUCGUUAGGAAAUGGACAUGUUUCCGAUGGAUAUUCUACACACAACAACCAUCUUCUCACGAACGGUUCAAAUCACGCCCAUCAGCGAAACGGAUUCGUCAAGCCUGAGCCACUAGAGAAGUCCAAAUCAGCUGGCAAGGAAAAGAAAAUAGGCCAGCAGUACGAGUGCAACAGAUUUUUCCACGCGCUUUUCGUGUUUGGUUCAACUCUGGGCUACGAGUCGUUUUAUCUCACAUUUUUUCCUUUCUUGAUUUGGAACAUUGACGAAUAUCUGGCUCGAAGAACUGUUAUUUUAUGGGCUGUUAUUAUGUACCUAGGCCAGAGUGCCAAAGAUGUCAUUCAGUGGCCAAGACCGCCAUCUCCUCCUGUGAUUUCUGUGGAGAAACGUUUCCAAGUGGAAUAUGGCAUGCCGUCGACCCACGCGAUGGUGGGGACUAUUAUUCCGUUUUGUUUGGUGUAUUUUAGUUACGAUCGUUACCAGGUAAGCUCAUUUUUGUCGUGGUUUGUACCUGUUAAGUUUAUUAAUAUGUUAAGGGUUAGCUCCUUGUACACUUGUUGUUGCAAUCAGACCAUGUAAAUAUGUCACUUGAGGUGGGAACAUGCUAAUCAAAGAGAUAAUUGUCCUAACAUCGUUCGUAACGAAUCGAUGGCUUGCUACACUGUCAUGUUAAUGACCGUUUUAUGCAAACGUAAACUGGCGACCGUAAGGAGUUUCAGUGCAUAACUUCUUGGAUGUCAGGAAGUGAUUCAGCUCAGAUCAGACAAAGUUCCUGAAUAUUUUGAAAGGCAAAUUUGAGAGAUCGGUGGAUCGCUUGUGGUGCUGCAUUGGUGGGAGAGUAUAACAGGGUAAUUAGUAUUAUCAAAUAAAAUGAUAACAUAAAUUGGCGACUGUAAGGAGUUUCAGUGCAUGGCUACUUGGAUGUCAAGAAGUGAUUCAGCUCAGAUCAGACAAAAUUUCUGAAAGGCAAAUUUGAGAGAUUGGUGGACCACUUGCAUCAUUUUCUUGAUAGCAAGGUGCUGAUAAGGAAAUAAAAAAUGAUCCCUGCAAAAAUUAGUGAAAUCAAGUACUGUCUCCAGUGUCAAGUGAUGUGCUCUAAUUUGCCUCAUUUUGUGUACAAAAUACUUCAAGCUCAAAUGCAGCCUUUAACAAUACAAAUUGCAUUUUGCCUUUAUUUAAAAAUGCUUUACAAAUUGCUAUCAGAGUAUCUUCAUUGUCUUUGAAAAGAAGCAUGAACAAAUUUUGAGUUCCUCCUUGGAAUUUGCAGUUCCAGAUUACAAGGAAGUUGGACCAGGGUGAUAGCAUUUAUAACCUUAUUUUCCAAGGAAUUCUACCAGCAAAGUCUUCUUGUUACCCCAUCUUUUAAAAGAGAUAUUUAUCAAGGUUCACAAUUAUGUAAUAACAUAAAAUUCUACAAUCUAAUAGAUUAAAAACAAAACAACUGACUGUUGUUCACACAUGGAUUUUAUUUUUGUUGUAGUAUCCCUUAUACAUUGGUGUUAUAUUUGGAAUAUGUUGGUGUGUUCUGGUAUCAACCAGUCGUCUGUACAUGGGAAUGCACACACUGCAGGUAUAUACAUUUAUUUUCAAAUAUUUCAUUGUCAGCACAAGAAUGUGAUUUCUCUAGUCAAGAGGGAAAGUCGUCUCAUGCUUCUUGUUUUAUAGUGUUCCUGUUCCCUCUCACUUUAAGAGUUGAUAUCAAUUUGGAACCCUUGUCAUUGUUACCUUGUAGAAGAAGUUACCAGGUGUAGCUUUGUUCACAUUAGCUGUUUAUCUCCUAAAAGUAAUUGACAUGUAAAUUCUCCUUGUAAUUCUAACAGAAUGUAAACAGAUCGUGAGAACAGAGAAGCUUAUCAGAAAGAGGGUGUUGUUUUGGAAUAAGACCAAAUUCCCCUGUCUAGUUCACUUGGAAGAGUUAAUGGCAACAAGAAGGGAGAAUUAGUAUUGGGAUCUUUAGAGCUCAAGUUGAAGGGUUAGCCCUUUACACCCUAACUUCAGUAUGCACAUUCUCCAUACUGUUUUUAUACAUUUCCUAAGGUGCUGAGGAGGAGAAUUUGUUUAUUAAUCAAGAGAAUAUUUAGUUUGUGAUCAUUUCCUUUAUUCUCGUGACCUAACUGUGUGAUGCAUGGGUUAUACUGUUGGGAGAAAUAAGAUGCUAAUCAGUCUCAAGGGUUAAAGGAUUAAGAUGUAAAAAGAACUUGUGACUCUCACUUGGUAUAAUUUAUUUAAUGAUUAACUUCCAAAUGUUAGGUCAAAAAUAAGAAAUUUCAAAACUUGAAGACUUUGGAUUUUGGCUUGAGUCAAAUGCCAAGUCUUAUGAAGUGGCAUAUUUAAUUCCUAAUCUUUAAAGGGAGUUUGAAUUUUCCAAUAAGCAGGAAACAUAACAGACAAGACAACCCUUCAAAUUAUUUUUUAAGUGUGUGGAGGCAGCAUGGCUGAGUGGUUAGGGUGCUGGACUUGUAAUCUGCUGGUCCUGGGUUCAAGCCCUCCACCCUGUUACUCACUGGAUUUUUCCUUGGUUGCCCUGAGUUCAACUCCUCAGCUAUGCUGUGUAAGCAGCCAACUGAUCUGUCCACUGCUAGUUGGGAUUUUCAAGCACUUUAUGUUUAUUUGAAACAUUUGUUUCUCUCUUUGCACGUAUGAGCAUAAGUAAAUGAAUAUGUUCAUGUUAUAAAUAUUAAAUUUAUUGUUAUUUUUAAUAACUGUCGUGGUUAUUUUGAUUUGUUAAUUUUGUUGAUUGCUAUGUUAAAGUUUAUUUUUUCCUUUGAUCAUGAAAAGGAACAUGUCUGUUUGAUUAACCCUUUAACCUCUGGGUGUGAUUAGCAUCUAUUUUCUCACUAAGGUAUCACUGCUGAAUCAAACAUAAGGCUAGUGAGAAUUAAGGAAAUGAUCACCAAUUAAACAAACUCUUGAUUGCCUAACAAAUUCUCCUUGUUAGCACGUAAGGAAAUGUAUGAAAAACAAUUUGGAGAAUGUGCAUAUUGAUGUUUGAGUGUUAAAACAUGGCAGGGGUAGAGAGAAAGAGCAAUGGAUUUGAUUUGCAUUUUGGUAAUUUGCAGGAUCUUCUUGUUGGCAUUGCAUUUGCUGUUGUUUUACUUGUCACUGUGAUUCCACUUCUGGAUGUGUCUAUUGACAAGUGGGUGUUCAGUUCUCCAAACACACCAAUUUUUCUCAUCGUGGUUCCAAUGAUCAUGAUCCUCAUGUAUCCAUCACCACCAAAAUACACUCAGACGAAAGCAGAUACUGCUACCAUUAUAUUUGGAGCCUGUGGAGCACUGCUUGGUACUUGGGGAAGGUUUUACUUUCAAGGGGUGCCCGACCCUUACCAAGGGGCACCAUACCCAAUCCGAAUUCCUGGUUAUGAGGAGAUGCUUUGGAUGAUUGGCAAGUUUUUGUUUGGUGUUGGAGUGAUUAUUCCAACGCGUGCAGUGAUGAAGUCAACAGUACAUGCAGUUGUGCCAUGGCUUCUUGCAGAGACUGAUCCAAAGAAGAUGAAAUCUGUUUCAGAAAUCCCCCAUCGUUUCCUCACAUAUAUAACGGUUGGCUUCACUGCAGUGUUCUUUGUUCCUCACAUUUUUGCUUAUGUUGGAGUGUGACCAUCUCACAGUAGUAGUUCUCUCUGAUUACUAUUGAAGUCGUGGAUCAAUGUCAGUAUCUGAGCAACAGCACCCCUAACCCUCCCUUAACCUGAUAACAGACAAGUGAUAACAAGUUAGGGUUAAUUUUCAACUGGGGAAGGCAUAGACACGCAGUUUUUCAGAUACUGGCAUUGAUCUGAAGUCAUCAUUCAAGGAGUAAAGGUAUAAUUGAUCCUUAACCUUGUAAACAAAAUUUUCAUUCUGUGCUACUGUGAGAUAAAAGAUGAGAAUCUUGGAAUUUCCUUUUAUUGAAUUUGUAGUUAUACUCCCAAAGAAUUGCAUUAACAAAGAGCCAAAAAUAUAAAUAUAAAAGCCAAUGUAGCUUAGGGCUGGUAAGCAGCAUGGCUAAAUAUUUGGUUGAAAACAUUGAUGACAUUUAUCAUCAGCAAUUAUAGGCUUCAGAUUUUGUGGAAUGUUUACCAGCUCUCUAUGGUACCAAAAACUGAUGGUCUUACAAAUUGUUGGUGUGUUCUGUAAUCAAUGACUGGCACAUGGUAAAGCUGGAAUCUUUUUUUAUCAAAAGAAAAAGAAAGCAGAGAAAAUUUCAAAACUUGCCCAGGAGCUCAACUGCCCAGAGAUUCCACUGCAUAUAUUUUUCAAGGUCACCAACAACUUCUGUUUUGGUUUAUUUCAUCUUGAUGGUAUUCAUGUUCUGCUAAAUUAUUUUUCAAUGUCACAUCUUUUAACUUCAGAGUAAUCCUAUAAACUUUAUUUAAACCAAGCACCAUGUUGAACAACUAGGUAAACACAUUUCCUAUGUAGCCAUGUGUCUAUACCUUGACAGAUCAUUUCAACAAAGACCAAUCACAGAGUGGGUAAAAUUCACUUCGCUUAAGUGUAUGAACAUGUUACUAAGCAACAUAAAUAUAUCAGAGCUGUCUCAUUAUUUAGUAAAUCAUUAUUAUGAUCAUCAUGUAGGCAUAACAUCAGCUGCAGAAAAGGGACUAAAAAACAGAUAGCGACGAUGUUAAGUGCAAUGUCUUCAAUUUUUCUGCAACACAAACUUUCCCAUUUCUUGGCCUCAAAAAAGUAACCUUUAAGUAAAUGUCAUGAGCUCAUUAAUAAGAUUAUGGUUAGGUGCAGUUGGCCGUUCAAAAUAAUUUUGAAGUGUUAAAUUUAUUUUUUAGGUGAAAUUGUGGAAGGUUUUCUCGAAGAACAAUCUUGAUAAUUUUCCAGAUGAAUGAUUAAAAGACAUACUCUCCUACAGUUCUAAACACAAUAUCAUCCAUACUAGUUGUAGAAAGGGAAUUCAAGGUGCAAGGGAAUUGUAGAGGUGUCAAAGUUGAGCUGUAGCUGAUUUCUGUGUAUAGUUGUAACAAUUUUUUUAAGUUUUUGGACAUAUUUUUUCGUUUUUUCUUCCAAAAAACUAUUCUUAUGCAGGAAGCAAAAUACCAGAAAAAUAUAUUUUGGGUAUUACUAAUGGUUCAGGAUUGAUGUCAAUGACAACUGUCAUUUUCAUUGUCUAGUUAAAAAAUGGCCUCACUCAACAUUGUUCUCAAAAGUUGUGCCCCAAAAUAAUUUUUUAACUAUUUGCCUUUGUUUUGCAUUAUAAAAAUACUCUUUUGGGUAAGGUAAGGUAAGGAUUUUCCAAUUAAUGUUUUGGUUACAUUCCAUAUAAAAAUGUGUUUCAAGCUUUGUGAGUUUCAUAUUGUAUUACAUCCUGACAUGUAUUUAGUAUCUGUUAACUUGUCAGAAUUGUUUCUGAUGAAAAGCUAUGUAAAUAACAAGAGUUGCUUCUAUUUUACUAGACUGUGCUGUGCACUGCUAUUAAUAUCAAAUCUUUAUUUCUUUCUCUGAUAAUGUAAAGAACAAUGAAUUUUUGGGAAGAUUUUAGAGAUAAUCAAGCCUAGUUCUUAGCCUUUUUCUCUUUGGUGUUAUCACUGCACUCAAGGAGAAUAAGGAUCUGUCAUGAUUGAGUAGGUUCUAGGUUUAACCCCUAAUUCUGCAUGAUUCCCAUUCUUGUUUUAAGUAGAAACUUUUUCUUGCAAAACUAGUUGAGCAAACUUAGUGUUUUGAAGAUAACUAUCUCAGACUGAAGAGUUUAUUUACUCUUAUUAUUUUGCCAAAGGAUGUAAUAAAUUAUAAAGGGUGUUGAGAAACUAUGUGUUGGUCUGUUAUGGCCAGGGACGUUUUAUACAAGCUUUACAAACUGAAUCAGAAGUAGGUACAAAUUAAUAGGGGGUUUUACUAAAUAACAAUUUAACUCUUUUAUUCAAUAUAGUGGGUGCACUGAAUUCUUAGAUUUUUCAAGAUACACUUUGAGUUUGACAAGAAACUAAUGUCAAGUUGUGUUUUAGUAACAUUGAGCAAUUGUGUAAGCUCAGUCAAAAUGUGGUUCAUCUCUGUCAAUAGAUAGAGAAAUAAGAGUAAAGUAAAAUAAAAACUUCACUAACAAAGAUUCCCUGGC
Messenger RNA from Pocillopora meandrina, 6235 nucleotides. Lineage: Eukaryota; Metazoa; Cnidaria; Anthozoa; Scleractinia; Pocilloporidae. The record is from the annotation of a GenBank genome assembly.